Mytilus trossulus (common blue mussel) is the source of this 4671-nucleotide messenger RNA. Its product is annotated as serine/threonine-protein kinase ULK4-like. NCBI's taxonomy places the organism in Eukaryota, Metazoa, Mollusca, Bivalvia, Mytilida, Mytilidae. The record is from RefSeq and is a predicted model, not a curated record. The transcript is spliced from 33 exons. Bases 154 to 4035 code for a protein of 1293 amino acids. Gene Ontology annotation, biological process: protein phosphorylation. Gene Ontology annotation, molecular function: ATP binding; protein kinase activity.
CAUAUUUUAGAAAGAGUCCAAUCAAAUGUCUCGAUUCAUCCUAAAUUCGGACCACUUAUUGUAAACAAAUGGAAACAUUUUUGAAUACCAGUACGAACGAAGUUUAACAAGUUGAAAGCCUGGAAAAGCUGAUUUAAAUGAAAUAAAGGAAGAAUGGAAAAUUUUGUACUUUAUGAAGAGCUUGGACGUGGAGAAAGUUCCAUAAUUUAUAAGGGGAGAAGAAAAGGAACAAUACAUUUUGUUGCUAUUCAUUGUAUUGAGAAAUGUAAACGUGCAGAAGUUACCAAUACUGUUCGUAUGACUCAUGAUAUAAGCCAUACAAAUGUUGUAAAGUUUUAUGAAUGGUAUGAGACCAGUAAUCACUUAUGGUUGGUAGUAGAACUUUGUACUGGUGGCAGUCUGGAGAUGUUAACACAACAAGACAAAUAUCUGCCAGAAAGUUCUGUCAGAACAUUUGGUAUAGACCUAGUGACAGGGAUACAUUACAUACAUUCACUGGGAAUACUUUUCUGUGAUCUCCGACCUUCCAAGAUAUUGUUGGAUGGUUCAGGUAUUUUAAAGUAUGCAGAUUUUGGCUUGUCGAAAGUUGAAGGUGAAAAUUUAGAGGAAUUAUUUGAGAAAUUUUCAGAAGCAGGAGGUGGAGAAGAAGAUGGGACAACUCCAAGAAAAUACAAAACACAAGGAUCAGCUACAUACAUGGCACCAGAAGUUUUACAGGGUGCAGAUUGUACUAUUGCAAGUGACCUAUGGUCUCUGGGUGUUGUAUUCUAUGAAUGUUUUACAGGUCAUCCUCCAUUUCUAGCAGAAUCAUUCCAACAAUUGAAAGACAAAAUCAUAAACAAAGACAUGCCAGUACCUAAAGUUAAAGGUACCAGAUUUUCAGCUAAACCAUCCCCAGAUUUCCUGAAUUUAUUGGAGAGUUUAAUGCAAAAAGACCCAGAUAAAAGAUUGGCGUGGCCUGGUUUAGUUACACAUCCAUUUUGGCAGGACAAAUGCAGCCAUCUAGCCAAAGAUUUAGUUUUAUCACAGGAGGUCCAAGGCAGUACAAUAGCUACGACCAGGAGCAGUGUGUUUAUAGAUGGCACAGGGUCAGUACUUGGUAAAGUGAAAACUCUUGAUACUGGCAAGAGUACAGAAAGACCUGUAUCUAACUUGGAUUUGUUAGAUGUAACAAGACCAGGUUCAACAAUGGGAGAUUACAUGAGGCCUAAGACAGCCCCAGGAUCAGAAGGAGGAGAAAAUUUAUUUACACUUAGCGCAAGACCACAUACAUCAGUAGCUCCAGAUGAGCGAGUAGGAACUCCCCAUAAGCCAACACAGUCACCAUUAUCUACCAGAGAACCUAUAGGGGCCACACCAGAUCAGAGUGAGGCUACAGAUUCUAGAAAUGAAAUUCUAGAUCUUAUAUAUCACCCAAGUGACUUCCAAGUUUCACAGAUAGUUGACAAUUCAAAGAUACAGAAGCCAACUACAGCAAAAUAUGAUUCAAAGAUAUUACCUGUACCUCCAUACUCAGUUGAAAAACUGAAUUCCAUGUCAGAGAAAGAAUGGACCAAGCAUGUUAAGAGUAUAGUAGAAUGUUUAAGUAUUGGUGAGAAAGGUCCUCCUUCUCAAAAAAGGAUACAUCUAUUACACUAUCUGACUGGUAUAUCUACAAACUCUAUGGUGGCCACAGCCCUUGUCAAACAAGGGAUUCUUACUAGCCUGUGCAAAGUGGUAAAGGAUACAACACAUUUAGAUGUGAAGGGCAAAGCAGCCAGAGUGAUCGGUUUAUUAUCCUACAACAGUGCUGAUUUAGAUGAAAGUGUUAACUUGUCUGAACCAUUGACAAUCCUCACAGAAUGUAUAAGAGAAAAUGCUAAAAAUGCCAAGUUAAAACAGACACUGUUGCCUGCACUUGGGGAAAUACUAUAUUUAGUAGCAACACAGGAACAGACUAGACAUUCUCCUGUUGAGAACUGGAAUGUACCUAGUAUGACAUACACAGUAGUUACCAGGUCAUGUAGAGAAGGGGAGGAUGCUACAGUUCACCAUAUUGCUGCUAAAAUUGUGGAAAAUGUUGUGGUUACAACAGGAUAUCAUGCACAGAAAUUUGUGACAAAUGAGAUGGGACAAGCAUUAUGGUUCAUUUUUAAACAUUCCACAGUGGAUUCCUUACGAAUCACUGCAAUAUCAGCUUUAUGCAGGAUAACAAAGCAGAAUCCCAAUGUAUUCCAGAGUGUUAUAGACACAGUAGGAGUAACAACCAUAUUAUCAACUUUAUCAUUUGGUAUCACACGUAUACAGCAGGCUAUAGUUACAAUGUUUGGUGUGCUGAUAGCCUCUGGUUCAUUCAUUAAUAGACUGGUUCAAGACAAGGAUUUCCUACAGAAGUUAUUGAGGUUAUUAGACAGUCCAUCCACAGUUAUCAGAGCCAAAGCAUUUGUUGUGAUCCAUGAAGUUGUAAAGAAUAAUUAUGAUAUGUUAUUACAGUGCUGUCAGCUAAGAUUGGUAAUGUACAUAGAGCGAGAUAGUAGACGCCAAACACCAAGAGAUAAGAAGGCAGAAGGUGGUACCGAAGCUGGAGAAUAUAUGGGCCAGUGUCUAGAAUUCCUUAUCAAUUAUGUUGUAGAAAUUCUACCUGCUGUAUUCAAAGAAAUACUAACAUCACUUGAUGCAGUGAACGGAAGAAAACAUCCCAAUGCGGUACAAGCUAAACAACUUAAGGGAACUUUACCAUUGAUUAGUAUUGUACUUCAUCUAGUUACAAGUCCUGUAUUCAGACCAAGAAUUAUGUGUGUAGAAUUUAUCAAGAAUUUAUCUACAUUGUUGUCUCAUGUGAAGAGUAUUGAGACAGGGGAGACAAAUAUUGAGGCUGCUAAUGAUAGAUUUUGUCAUAUAGGUUCCAUAACAGCUAGUGAGUUUGUCAACACCAGUAUGUCUGUGUUGGAAGGUUUGUCUCAACAUCCAGCCAUUUUAGCAGAAUAUAGUGAAGUCAUACUGGAGAAAAUACUGCCUACAUUAGCUGAUCUCAUUGGUAGUCAGAAUGGUGAUACAAGAGCUCUGUCACUGAGGCUAUUUACUGAGGUGGCAUCUGUUUACCUUAGUCAGGACCAGUUUGGUGUAGGAGAUGUUAAAGUUAAUACAUCUUUACUUCAUAAGACCAUUGGAGAUAACCUUCUACCACAGUUUGAACAGAUUUUGUUAGACCAAGAUCCAUUGCCAGCAUAUGGUUUAAAACUUUUGUUAGCAUUGUUAGAACAGAACCCUGCAUUCAUUAAACAGUUUGAACAGCUUGGUUUAGUGUCAGUCAUAUUCCAAGUUCUGCUGGAUCAUCAACAAAACCCUCUGAAUAGUGCUAUGCAGAGUAUUGCAGGAAUUAUAAAUUGUUUGGUCAGCCAUAAAGAAACAAACAUGCAAGAACUGUAUGAACAAGGUUUGAUAGAUUACUUUACUACAUUGAUAUUUGAGGUGUCAGCCGUAUGUUUUGAGGGGGAUGAACAUGGAGGGGACAGUAAAACAGCUGUUGUAAUGUUACAAAUGUUACUAGAUACAUUAAACAGUAUAUUUAAAUAUGUAUCUGAUGUUGUCAGGAAAGCUUUACAGUCUAAGAAAUCAGGAGGUGAGGCUGGGAAUAAAGAGGCAGAGGAUGCAGAGAUGUUACUACUGAAUAACAAACCAUUAACAGAUCUGACAUCAUUGUUAACACAGCUGCUGUGCCAUGAAGACACAGAUAUCCACGAUCUGUCUACCAAGUGUAUAUCUCUGCUUGUCCAGUUGUUUGGUGGAGAAAACAAAGACUCAUUAUCUCCUGAAAAUAUGGACUAUUAUCGUAAGGCUCUACAGAAAGCAGAUUCCAAGAAACAAAAGGUUUUACUAAGGAUAAUUAAAAGAUUGUUAAGUACAGAAAAGGCACACAUAGACAUGAUGAAACAGCAUGGGGACAUGUUGGCAAAUACCAUAAAAAAUCUUGUGCAGACAGGAACGUCACAUGCAGAUGUAGCCUUGUCAUCUUUAGCUGGUGAAAUACUCAAGAUGACUGGAUAUCUUAAAUAAGUUAUAAUAUUGGACACAGACUUGCCAUAGUAACAAUAUUUUUUGUUGGUUUUCUUAUCCGUCCAGAAAUUGCUGAUCUAAGUACAACUUUGAUGAUAUGCUAUCAUUUACAUUUGCAAAGAUGCAACUUAGAAAUAUAAUUGACAUUCCUAUUUGAUACCAACUAAUAUCUUACUAAGAUAAAAUAUACUCCAUUUUUGUAAAUCAAUUGUGAGCCAUUUAUAAUAGUCCUUUCCAGUCUUUACUUGUCUUGACCUGACCUGGGUAUAUAUAUAUAUUUAGUCAUGAAUGAGUUCCAAAUUGUGACUGAAAUGUUACAAUUGAGUCUAAAAUCUUCAUUGCUUGAGUCUGGCUAAGAUAGGAAAAGUUUGGUUUAGAAACCUGAAACAUGUACACUGCACAGCUAUAAUAUUUUUUUAAACUGACAAAUGAUCUUAAAGAGUAAGAAUUUAUAGUGAAUUGUACGUUAAGACUUAACUCAAUACAGGCCCUUUUACAGCCUACAUAAUUUCAUUUUGUAAUGUAAUUGAGAAUUAAUGAGAGUUUGCUUUGGUUGAUAAGAGUACCUGAAUAUUUUUUUUCAUGAAUUUAUAUCAUUUUGUUUUGCUUGAAUCAAAUAAAAUAAAUUAAAUAAUU